Lepus europaeus (European hare) is the source of this 1491-nucleotide messenger RNA. It is a transcript of the gene GINS4, whose product is annotated as GINS complex subunit 4. Gene Ontology annotation, biological process: DNA-templated DNA replication; double-strand break repair via break-induced replication. The coding region runs from base 125 to 796 and encodes 223 amino acids. Gene Ontology annotation, cellular component: GINS complex. The record is from RefSeq and is a predicted model, not a curated record. NCBI's taxonomy places the organism in Eukaryota, Metazoa, Chordata, Mammalia, Lagomorpha, Leporidae. The transcript is spliced from 8 exons.
UUCCGAGAGGAGCGCGGGAACCGAGGCGCUCCGGGCCUGGACGCGCGGCCUUCUCGCUUCCCGGAGCCGCUGCUUCACGGCCUUGCCACCGACCGUUCCCGGGCGCCCUUCCGCCUGCCAGGACAUGACGGAGGAGCUGGAAGUGCUGGGACACGACUCGGACGGGGGUAGUGACGAGGUGAUCCUGACUCCCGCCGAGCUCAUCGAGAGGCUGGAACAGGCCUGGAUGAAUGAGAAGUUUGCCCCUGAGCUGCUGGAGAGCAAGUGUGAGAUCGUGGAGUGCAUCAUGGAGCAGCUGGACCACAUGGAAAGCAAUCUCAGGAGAGCCCCAAAGGGGGACCUGAAGGUUAGCAUCCAUCGGAUGGAGCUGGAGCGGAUCCGCUACGUCCUCAGCAGCUAUCUGCGGUGCCGACUCAUGAAGAUAGAGAAGUUCUUCCCCCACGUCCUGGAGAAGGAGCAGACGCGGCCCGAGGGGCAGCCGUCCAGCCUGUCUCUGGAGGAGCUGGUCUUCGCCAAAGAGUACCUGGCUAACACAGAGGCCUACCUCAGAAACGUCGCCUUAAAGCAUAUGCCGCCCAACCUACAGAAGGUGGACCUCCUGAGGGCAGUUCCCAAGCCUGACCUAGAUUCGUACGUGUUUCUGAGAGUGAAGGAGCGACAGGAGAACAUCCUGGUAGAGCCCGAAACCGAUGAGCAGAGGGACUACGUCAUCGACCUGGAGGAAGGCUCGCAGCACCUGAUCCGAUACAAAACCAUCGCGCCUCUGGUCGCUUCUGGAGCCGUGCAGCUCAUUUAAAACCGGAAGUCAACGAGCGUGGCGCCGUGGGGCCUGGGCGAGGGAACAGCAGGAGCCCUCAUCUCACUCUGUGCCCGGGGACCGUAGUGACAGAAUUCCCCAGACUUCUCAGCGGUGCCCUGUCUGUCCUGGGCGUUGAAGACAGGCCCCGGAAUACUGCCGCGGCCGCCUGCCCGCCUGCCUGCCUGCCUGCCUGCCUGCCUGCCAUUCCGGCCAGGACCAGCAGAUGGGGCCCUUGCUCCGUGUCAUGCGCCUUUCCCUCUGCAGCGCUCAGGGCGCAGGGAAACGGGCGGAGGCUGCCUGACCCCAGGGAGCCUCAGGUGUGCAGCAGGAGGCCCCGGGUGCGGCAGCGUGCGCUCCCCGCCGGCCUGCGACCUAUGGCCUUCGCUGAGCCCUCCACCCCCGGCUGCGGGGCUAUCUGGCCAUCCGCAGGCUCCCGCGUGCGCACCUCGGCAGCCCUUCGCCGUCUCACGGGAGUCUCGCAGCGCCUGUGGACAGUGAGCAGGGACGAGUCUGUGGAGCGUGGCGGAGAGCCCCCGCUUGCCCCUCUCUUGCCUGCCGGAGUCAUGUUCAUUUCCUGAGACAGAGGUGUGGGGGGUGUCUGGGGAAUAUGGCGCUUACUGCCAAGACAAACCUCGAGGAGAGCAAAGGUGUUGUUCACUAAUAAACAUGUUGAUAUUCCUGCGGUGCCUUGG